AUGGGCCGCGGGCGUCCGGGCGCCCCGCGCCCCGCCGCCGUCCAGGACACCGGCGGCAGCAGCGUCGUCAGCAAGUGCUCGGCGGCGGCGCGGGGCUACAUCCAGGACCGGUUCCUGCGGCUCCUGGUGGGGCGGCGGCGGCGGCGGCGGCGAGCGCCGCUUGUCCACCGGGGUUAUUACAUCCGCACCCGUGCUAUAGAUCACUGUGUUCAAGACUUCCUGCUGAAGACCCAAAGCCACCCUAGGACACAGAAGAGCACAGAGAAUCUGGCACUACUGUGGCUGUCCAUUUGUCACUUUGACAGAAAUAUCUGGGAGGGGGCAGUAGCUACACAAAAUUCUUCAACCUCUUGCAGGAGAUUGCCUGAUUUUGUCACUCUGCAGAUGAUGUUAUUGAGUAUUUUUCACACCUAG
Messenger RNA from Gymnogyps californianus (California condor), 414 nucleotides. RefSeq names its product tRNA wybutosine-synthesizing protein 4-like. The record is from RefSeq and is a predicted model, not a curated record. Gene Ontology annotation, biological process: tRNA methylation; wybutosine biosynthetic process. Gene Ontology annotation, molecular function: tRNA methyltransferase activity. Bases 1 to 414 code for a protein of 137 amino acids. Lineage: Eukaryota; Metazoa; Chordata; Aves; Accipitriformes; Cathartidae. The transcript has 4 exons.